This is a messenger RNA of Ochotona princeps (American pika), 1874 nucleotides long. RefSeq names its product solute carrier family 30 member 10 (gene SLC30A10). Lineage: Eukaryota; Metazoa; Chordata; Mammalia; Lagomorpha; Ochotonidae. Bases 50 to 1492 code for a protein of 480 amino acids. Gene Ontology annotation, biological process: intracellular zinc ion homeostasis; zinc ion transmembrane transport; detoxification of zinc ion. The record is from RefSeq and is a predicted model, not a curated record. Gene Ontology annotation, cellular component: membrane. Gene Ontology annotation, molecular function: zinc ion transmembrane transporter activity. The transcript is spliced from 4 exons.
CCCCGGCCCCGGCUUGCGGGGGUCCCGCUAGCCGCCGGCCGCCGUCACCAUGGGCCGCUACUCCGGCAAGACAUGUCGGCUCAUCUUCAUGCUCGUGCUCACCGUGGGCUUCUUCGUGGCUGAGCUGGUGUCGGGCUACCUGGGUAACUCCAUCGCGCUGCUGUCCGACUCCUUCAACAUGCUCUCCGACCUCAUUUCGCUGUGCGUGGGCCUGGGCUCCGGCUACAUCGCCCGGCGCCAGCGCCGCGGCCUCGGCGCCACGUACGGAUACGCGCGCGCCGAGGUGGUGGGCGCGCUGAGCAACGCCGUCUUUCUCACGGCGCUCUGCUUCACCAUCUUCGUGGAGGCCGUGUUGCGUCUGGCCCGGCCCGAGCGCAUCGAUGACCCGGAGCUGGUCCUCAUUGUCGGCGCCCUGGGACUAGCGGUCAACGUGGUGGGGCUGCUCAUCUUCCAGGACUGCGCCUCCUGGUUCGCCUGCUGCGUCCGGGGCCGCCGCCGCCGCUCUAAGCCGGGGCCGCCGCCGCCCGACGGGGUCCCUCGCGACGCUUUAGAGGGUUCCGGGGGCGCUGAGCGCCUGCCACACCCGGCGACCCCGACAGCUCCCAGCUUGGACUCGACUCUGACUCUCCGGGGGGCCUCGGUCGACAGGAAGCAGGAGAAGGGGGCGACCGUGUUCUCAAACGUAGCAGGUGAUUCCCUGAAUACCCAGAAUGAACCUGAAGAGGUUGUGGAAAAGGAAAAGAAGUCCGAAGCCCUGAAUAUCAGAGGUGUUCUUUUGCAUGUGAUGGGAGAUGCCCUAGGGUCUGUGAUUGUGGUCAUCACAGCCAUCAUAUUCUAUGUCCGUCCUCUAGCCUCCGAUGCCCCAUGUAACUGGCAGUGCUACAUUGACCCCAGCCUAACUGUCAUCAUGGUCAUCAUCAUUUUGUCAUCUGCCUUCCCACUCAUCAAGGAGACCUCUGUUAUUCUGCUGCAGAUGGUUCCCAAAGGAAUCAACAUGGAGGAACUGAUGACUAAACUCUCUGCUGUGCCGGGAAUCAGUAGCGUGCAUGAAGUGCACAUCUGGGAACUUGUAAGUGGAAAGAUCAUUGCCACCCUGCACAUCAAAUAUCAGAAAGACAGUGACUAUCAGGACGCCAGCAGGAAAAUUCGAGAAAUCUUUCACAGCGCCGGCAUCCACAGUGUGACCAUCCAGUUUGAAGCUGUGGAUUUGAAAGAAUCCUUGGAGCAGAAGGACUUGCUGCUCUGCAGCUCACCCUGCAUCUCCAAGGGCUGUGCUAAGAAGCUGUGCUGUCCACCUGGGGCAUUGCCUCUGGCCCACAUCAAUGGCUGUGCUGAGCAGAACGGUGGGCCCUUUCCAGAGAUCUACAGAAGCAGAAGAGAUGGCACAGAAGUGGCUGUGGAUAUGGCUUUGGAUGGCUAUCCGAGCAACCAUGGGCACGCUCCCAACAUGAUGCAGGAGAGCCACCUUUAUGAAAACAGUACACAUUUUUAAUGGGAUAUCCACGUAAUCAGACUCUGUAGACAAAGCACUCUGGGAUCUUACCAGCUUGGCUGUGGAAGGAGCUUUGUGGGUGUGGGCUCUGACCGAACUCGCAAUGUGUGCUCUCCGUGUUCAGCAGGGGUUGGCUGUUUGGGGUAGGAGUUACAAGUAUCUGUUAAUUUUUAUGUGACUGAUAACUGUUUUCUAUUUACUCUGAGUGUCUCAUGCUGCUCUUUACCAGUUUUGUUGAAUAUGGCUUUGCUAAACCAAACUGCAUUAGUGUGUCUGUCACGGACAUCAAAGGGUAGAACUCAAUGACUGUGGACACAGGAUUCACAAUAAGUUUUUUUUAACUUGUUAGAAGAGCUGAGGUACACUGGAAAACAAACAAACA